This is a messenger RNA of Cucurbita pepo subsp. pepo (vegetable marrow), 1179 nucleotides long. Lineage: Eukaryota; Viridiplantae; Streptophyta; Magnoliopsida; Cucurbitales; Cucurbitaceae. The record is from RefSeq and is a predicted model, not a curated record.
CUGAAAUCCGAAUGAGCAACAAAUGAAAACUUCCCGCCUUGCCAAACGGCUUUACUCUUCCCGCAUUUCUCUAGAGCCUUCUCCGACACUCUUAAUCUUAGAGGAUCAAUGUAUUAGAUCAUGGUCUAUGGAAAUCUUCCGUCACGCUUGAAAUUCGUUGAUUUCCGCUCAGAAUAAGCUACAAGCUUCGAUCAGUCUAAGAAAAGAGGCUUUUCACUGGAAGAGAAGCGUUAGAAGAUGCUUCAGAUGUUUUACGAGUCUCAAGACUUUUUCCUUCUUAAGGAGCUUGAAAAGCUGGAUCCUAGGAAAGGUGUGAUUUCUCAGUCAGUGAAAGAUGUUGUGCAAAGUUUAGUGGAUGAUGACCUUGGUUCAAAAGAGAAGAUUGGAACUUCAGUCUAUUUUUGGAGUCUACCAAGCUGUGCUGGUAAUCAGCUGCGGAAUGUGUAUCUUAAACUUGAAUCUGAUCUCCAAACCAGUAAUAACAGACUGGAAGAACUUACUCAGCAGAGUAAUGCAUUAAAGAAGGGAAGAGAGGAAUCUGAUGAACGUGAGGAAGCCCUAGCUGAAUUGAAAGCCAUUGAACUGAAGCACAAAGAGCUAAAGGAUGAGAUGAUACAGUAUGCAGAUAAUGAUCCAGCUGCCUUUGAGGCAACGAAAAAUGCAAUCGAAGAUGCGCAUGCUGCAGCCAACCGAUGGACAGACAACAUUUUUACUUUGCGACAAUGGUGUCCAAACAACUUUCCACAAGCCAAAGAACAACUAGAGACCCUGUACAAAGAGGUUGGUAUGAUGGACGAUUUUGAUUAUUUGGAGUUGUCACCAGCCCCUCUGAGUUCAGUCGUGAAUUAAGAGGCUAGAAGCUCCAAGCUGAUCCAACCAUAUGCUUUAUAUGUCUCAAUGAUUCUGCGGCAACCGUCAUAGAUCAUGGGUAAGAGUUUGUGGCACCCGAAAUUCACCCAUCAUAUACAGAGCUUCCCUGUUCAUUCGUUAUAUGUGGUAAAUAAGAAACCUGUCAAUUCUUAAAUCAAUUUAGUUCCGUUACCAGAUCACUCGGAUGUUUCGUGUUGGAUUCAUGGCUCUCAUGAAUCUGUAAUUUGUUUAUAAGCAUGGGAUAAGUGAAUUUGUUGUAUGUAUUGGAAUGAAUUCCUGUCUUUCGAGCUAUACGGCAGAGUUUAUGGA